Erythranthe guttata (spotted monkey flower) is the source of this 1303-nucleotide messenger RNA. RefSeq names its product putative N-acetyltransferase HLS1. Gene Ontology annotation, molecular function: acyltransferase activity, transferring groups other than amino-acyl groups. NCBI's taxonomy places the organism in Eukaryota, Viridiplantae, Streptophyta, Magnoliopsida, Lamiales, Phrymaceae. The record is from RefSeq and is a predicted model, not a curated record.
CCGUGGAGGAAUGGAGAACAGGUGUGAGGUUGGGCCCACCGGGGAACUCUCUCUCUUCACCGACCAAUUAGGAGACCCCAUUUGCCGGGUCCGCCAUUCCCCUGCUUAUCUCAUGCUGGUGGCGGAGAUGGUGGUGGUGGGCGGCGGAGAAGAUAAGGAGAGGAGAGAGAUAGUGGGGAUAAUAAGGGGGUGCGUAAAAACCGUUACGUGCGGAACGAAACUCUCCAGAAAUAGCAAAAACUGCCCCUUUAAACUACCUAUUUACACUAAAGUCGCCUAUAUUUUAGGCCUUCGUGUUUCUCCUUCUCAUCGGAGAAUGGGAAUUGGGAUGAAGCUGGUGCGUGGGAUGGAGAAAUGGUGUGGAGAAAAUGGCGCCGAGUAUUCAUACAUGGCUACUGAAAACGACAACCUAGCUUCCGUCGAACUCUUCACUCACAAAUGCGGCUACUCCAAGUUCCGUACUCCGUCCAUUCUGGUUCAGCCCGUUUUCGAGCACCGGGUCAAGUCCGACAAGCGGGUCGCCGUCAUCAAACUCGCCGCCGCCGACGCGGAGGCCCUCUACCGCCGCCGCUUCUCCGCCACGGAGUUCUUCCCCCGCGACAUCGACGCCGUGCUGAAAAACAAGCUGAACCUGGGCACUUUCCUCGCCGUGCCGAAGGGGUCACCCUACGCCGCCGCCGCCGGGUCGUGGCCGGGCGCGGACGAGUUUCUGGCGAGUCAGCCCGAGUCGUGGGCCGUGCUCAGCGUGUGGAACAGCAAGGACGUGUACACGCUCGAGGUCCGCGGCGCGUCGCGCGUGAGGAGGGCCCUGGCGAGGACCACGCGCGCGGUGGACCGGGCACUGCCGUGGCUCCGCCUGCCGUCGGUGCCGGAGGUUUUCCGGCCGUUCGGGUUCCACUUCCUGUACGGGAUAGGCGGUGAAGGGCCGAAGGCGGCGAGGAUGGUGAGGUCACUGUGUGGGGUGGCGCACAACCUAGCGAAGGAGCACGGUUGCGGAGUGGUGGCGGCGGAGGUGGCGGGGCGAGACCCGCUGAGGUUAGGGAUCCCACACUGGGAGAGGCUAUCGUGCGCGGAGGAUCUGUGGUGCAUUAAGCGGUUAGGGGAAGAGUACAGUGACGGGUGUGUGGGUGACUGGACAAAGUCGCCACCUGGCCUCUCUAUUUUUGUUGAUCCCAGAGAGUUCUAACUUUUACUACCUUGUUUUUAGGUUUCAUAAGGAAUCUAUUUUUAGAAAAUAAAAAAAAAAAGGAAAUUAAAUGGAGUAAUAACUUUUGUUGUUUAGUAGUUAAUAUAUAUAUAUAUA